Salvia hispanica is the source of this 1265-nucleotide messenger RNA. NCBI's taxonomy places the organism in Eukaryota, Viridiplantae, Streptophyta, Magnoliopsida, Lamiales, Lamiaceae. The record is from RefSeq and is a predicted model, not a curated record.
AUGGCGACGGUGCUGAGCAUAGAUGGUGGCGGCAUUAGAGGCAUCAUUCCGGGCACAAUUCUGGGAAACCUCGAAGCCAAACUCCAGGGACAGGAAUUAGAUGGCCCGGACGCAAGAAUUGCUGAUUAUUUCGAUGUGAUUGCUGGAACGAGCACGGGCGGGUUGGUCGCCACCAUGCUCACGACACCCGGUGCCAACAAUCGCCCUCUCUAUGCUGCCAAGGAUAUUGCCUCCUUCUACAUACAAGAGUCCCCAAAAAUCUUCCCGGAGAAAAAUCGAAACAAUGUUGCGGCGUCAUUUACGAAGUUGUUUGGAGGCCCAAAAUAUGACGGAAAGUAUCUGAAAUCUUUGGUUGAGGGAAUAUUAGGCAAUCACACCAUCAGCCAAACCCUAACUAAUCUCGUCAUUCCCUCAUUUGAUAUCAAGCGUCUUCAGCCUGUUAUCUUCUCCACCAUAGAUGUGGAUGGAAACCAAAAUCUUCCAACCAUAGUUCGACUGUCAGAUGUGUGCCUCAGCACCUCGGCUGCUCCGACUUACUUACCACCGCACUAUUUCGAGGCUAAAGACGCCAAUGGAACGCUUCACACCUUUAAUCUCAUCGAUGGAGGCGUAGCCGCCAAUAACCCUACCUUGACGGCAUUAACACACAUCUCGAAACAAAUACUGCUGGGAAAAAUGAAGGGGUUGGACAUCGGACCAGCAGAGAGAAACAAGAUGUUGGUUAUGUCGUUGGGGGCGGGGGUAGCACAGAAGGAAGGAAAGUAUAAUGCUAAAGAUGCGUCUAGUUGGGGGUCGCUCAGCUGGUUAUUCAACAACGGAGCGACGCCCUUGAUCGACAUCUUCUCAGACGCUAGUGCAGAUAUGGUCGAUUUUCAUGUCUCCACCGUUUUCAAGUCAUUUAGCAACUCCCAAAAUUACCUGCGCAUUCAGGAGGAUAACUUGGCGGGAGAUGCAUCAUCGGUUGAUAUUUCCACCACCAAGAAUAUGCAGACGCUAAUGCAAGUUGGACAAGACCUGUUGAAGAAGACGGUUUCUAGUGUCGAUUUGGAGACGGGCAGAUCAGUUCCGGUGCAGGGCGGCCCCACCAAUGAACAAGCCUUAGCGACCUUUGCAAAGAUGCUUUCUGAUGAAAGGAAGUUCCGACUAACUAAAUGAACCAUUCCUUCUAAUAUCUUAUUUUUCUUUUUCAAGUAUAUAACUCAAUAAUUUCAUGCAUACACUUAUAUUUCAUUUGUAUAGUUAAGAUAGGAUCAUCAUCAAGUCAA